Molecule: messenger RNA, 1054 nt
Organism: Aspergillus piperis CBS 112811
Lineage: Eukaryota; Fungi; Ascomycota; Eurotiomycetes; Eurotiales; Aspergillaceae
Product: class I SAM-dependent methyltransferase
Exons: 1
Coding region: 235-987 (250 amino acids)
Molecular function (GO): methyltransferase activity
Source: RefSeq, a predicted model, not a curated record
GCGCGAGCGGGUGAGACUGCAUGAUAGUUCUAGUGGCAUUUUGGUAUCCAGCCCUUCACACAUUCUUUUCAUUACCGCCAGGGGCGCCCAUUUCCGUCCCAUAGUUAUCUUGUUGCCCUCGAUUUCAAGAGCAAAGACUGAACAAAAGAAAAGAAAAGAAAAGAAAAGAAAAGAAAAGAAAAGAAAAGGGAUACACACAAACACUCUCACUCUCACAUCCACCCCAAAUCAGCCAUGACAGCUUCACCAAAGACCCCUUCAACCUUGGAAGAAGGGAUUGCAGUCUAUACUCCCUUUCUUCUCCGCUACUUCUACGAUUUCUGGGUCCUCUGGGUUUCCAAUAACUUUGCAUGGAAAUGCCCAACCUCAACCGUCCAACUCCCAUUAUUCAAUGCCGCCAUGGGCCAGAGUCACCUAGAUAUUGGCGUCGGCACAGGUUACUAUCCAGCAAAGAGCCUAAAAGCCGGUGCCAAAUGCAAUGAGAUUACCCUCCUGGACCUCAGUCCCAACUCGCUCCAGGCUGCCGAGCAGCGUAUCCUGGAAACGGUAGGCCGCGAGGCGGUCCGCGUGAAUACCGUCGUGGCCUCGGCCCUGGAGCCACUGCCCUUCGACAAGUCCAAGAAGUUCAACUCGAUUAGUGUCUUCUUCCUGUUGCAUUGCAUUCCGGGUACACCUGAAGAAAAGUGCAAGCUUUUCGAUGUGGUGCGGCCGCAUCUGGCGGAGGACGGCGUUUUUGUGGGGACGACAGUCCUUGGUCAGGGUGUACCAAUCAACUGGCUGGGACAGAAGAUGAUGAACAGCUAUAAUAACAACACAAAGUCGUUCCAUAACUCGGAGGACAACAAGGCUCAGUUUGAUGAGGGACUUCGUCGGAACUUUGAAGAGGUGGAGUCGUGGGUUAUGGGUCAGGUCAUGCUCUUUAAGGCGAGGAAGCCAAGACAACAGGGUGAUGUUACCAAUGUAGUUCCGAAAGGGGACUUGGAUUGAUGGGGAUCAUCAUGAAGCUGUUCGAGUUAGUUAGUCUCUUGAAUAACUAAAGAAGAAGGGAAGGGCG